Meriones unguiculatus (Mongolian gerbil) is the source of this 7460-nucleotide messenger RNA. It is a transcript of the gene Tacc1, whose product is annotated as transforming acidic coiled-coil containing protein 1. NCBI's taxonomy places the organism in Eukaryota, Metazoa, Chordata, Mammalia, Rodentia, Muridae. The transcript is spliced from 14 exons. The record is from RefSeq and is a predicted model, not a curated record. Gene Ontology annotation, cellular component: cytoplasm. Gene Ontology annotation, biological process: cell population proliferation; cerebral cortex development; mitotic spindle organization. Bases 208 to 2571 code for a protein of 787 amino acids.
CGCGCGGGGGCGAGCCGCGGCGCGGCGGCCGGGAGGAGCGGGGGCGAGCGGCGCUGCGGGCCGUGGGAGGAAGCGCUGCGCCCGGCCCGACGGCGCUCGUUGAGCCACAUCCGCGGGUCGCCGGCGACGUUGCCGGCGCCUGUCACCGCCCCUCCAUCUUGAAGGAAGAGGCCGCCGUUCCCCGCCGCAGGGGCGGCAGCGGCGCUCAUGGCGUUCAGCCCCUGGCAGAUCCUGUCGCCCGUGCAGUGGGCCAAGUGGACGUGGUCCGCGGUGCGCGGCUCGGGCGCGGGAGAGGACGAAGCCGGAGGUCCCGAGGGCGACCCCGAGGAGGAAGAGGACUCGCAAGCCGAGACCAAAUCCCUGAGUUUCAGCUCGGAUUCUGAAGGUAAUUUUGAGACUCCUGAAGCUGAAACUCCAAUCAGAUCGCCCCUCAAGGAGUCUUGUGAUACAUCGCUGGGAUUGGCAGAGCCUGAGGCCAAAACCCAAGAAUCACAAGAAGCUGAUGAACGGUUGGUAGCAGAAGUGAUUGAAAAAUGUCCGUCUGAUACAGGUUCUAGAUCUUCGGAAAAUGAAGUGCCACAGGCAACCAUUGAUUCUCUCUCAGUCAAGGAUGUCAGAGGAGAGGCCGAACACGAUGUCAGCAAGAUCUCAGUGGUGCGGCCAUUUUCAAUAGAAACCAGGAAGUACACAGAGGACCCAGUGGCUCUUGGAACAAAAGCAGCCAAUGGCUGUGUACCUGCGCUCUCAGGCAAGGCUUUGUCCUUCACACCCGAAGCCACUCAGGACACGCCAGUGAUGGAAGGAAGCAUGGUGGUUACUUUAGAGGCUUUUCCAGAAGCCGGUCAGAAGACUGGAGGCCCCUGUCCAGAGCCAGUGGCCAGCAGAAGCAAGCUAAGAAGGCCCAAGCCUGUCUCCCUGAGGAAGAAGAUAGCUGGGGGCGACGCCUCUGAAACCGAAAGGAUCUUGGAGGGUUCACCUCUCCCGAAGGCUUCCUCCCAGUCCAUUCCCCAUGAAUUGGAUAAGAGCACGCUUCUUAGUGCGCCGAGAGGUGCCAGGGCCCAGAAAUCUUCCCUUAGCCUUAAAGAAGCUGCUGACGUUCUCAGUAAUGACACCAGCGAUCUCGGCAUUGAGCUGCAGAAGGGUUCCGGGAACUCGCCUCUGAAACUUGAGGAUGAUUUUACAGAAGAUGGGGAAAAUGUAGAGGCCGGGAAUGCCCUUCCAAGGCAGCUUGGCAGGAAGCCUAGUAACAGACUGACGCCCAGCAUAGUAAAAGAUGGCAUCAGUAAGCCUGUGGGUGCUGAGCCACUUGCAGACCCCACAGUUCAAGAUGCCUCCCUCUCCCAAGAGUCUCCUAAGCUAGACCCAAGUAAAUGGGCUCACCCCAACUUUAAUUCCUUCGGGGGCUGCCCUGUUCUGCAGAACUCCCCUCCCCUCUCCUCCAAAGGCUCCAACCACUUUGGCCCAGAUAACUUCGAUGAAGCCAUGGAUCCCUUUACGCCAACUGCAGCUUUGACAAGCAGCACCUUUUGCUCCACCACUGGUAAUCAUGUUAAUGAAACCUUAGACUCACCCAAGAAGGCAAAGUCGCGUUUGAUAACGACUACUGAGCAAGUGAAAUUUCUCUGUUUUCUGUUGAGCGGCUGCAAGGUGAAGAAAUACGAAACCCAGUCUCUUGAUUUGGAUGGGUGUUCUCAGGAUGAAGACGCGGUGAUCUCACAGAUCUCAGACAUUCCUAACAGGGACGGCCACGCCACUGAUGAGGAGAAACUGGCGUCCACGUCAUGCGGUCAGAAGUCAGCCGGGGCUGAGGUCAAAGGCAUAGAGAAGGAGGCGUGCCAGAAGACGGAGAAAGAGGAGCUGGCUGUGCAUGGACUGCUGGAGUCCUCUUCAGAAAAGGCACCCGUGUCUGUGGCCUGUGGGGGCGAAAGCCCCCUAGACGGGAUCUGCCUCAGUGAAGCAGACAAGACCGCCGUGCUCACGUUGAUCAGAGAAGAGAUAAUCACUAAGGAGAUUGAAGCAAAUGAGUGGAAGAAAAAAUACGAAGAGACCCGAGAAGAAGUCUUGGAGAUGAGGAAAAUCGUGGCUGAAUAUGAAAAGACGAUUGCCCAAAUGAUCGAAGAUGGGCAGAAGACAAGCAAGACCUCUCAGAGUUUCCAGCAGCUGACUAUGGAGAAGGAACAAGCACUGGCCGACCUCAACUCUGUGGAAAGGUCCCUUUCUGAUCUCUUUAGGAGAUACGAAAACCUGAAAGGCGUGCUAGAAGGGUUCAAGAAGAAUGAAGAGGCCUUGAAGAAGUGUGCUCAGGAUUCCUUAGCCAGGGUUAAGCAAGAAGAACAGCGAUACCAGGCCCUGAAGAUUCACGCAGAGGAAAAGCUGCACAGGGCCAACGAAGAGAUUGCUCAGGUCCGCUCAAAGGCGAAGGCGGAGAGCGCAGCUCUGCAUGCCGGGCUGCGGAAAGAGCAGAUGAAGGUGGAGUCCCUGGAAAGGGCCCUGCAGCAGAAGAAUCAAGAGAUUGAAGAACUGACAAAAAUCUGUGACGAGCUGAUCUCAAAGCUUGGAAAGAGCGAAUGAGAGCCCCCCCAACUCCCCGUGAGCUGUGCAGGUCCAGGUCUGGCUGCUUCUGUCGUGACCACGUUGUUAUCUUGCCUUAUCCAGAACUAAGCCCUCCCUCGCAAAGAAAAAUAACUUUCUCCAAAGCGCACGCCUGCUUUGCCGCCACUGCAGCUGGAGGCACAGCAGAGACCCGGGGGCAGGUUGGCCCCUUCCUGUGGCAGGCUGCCGGGGCUGGUGUGUGCUUCUCCAUCUUGAGCUCAUCUUGCCGUCAUCUUUGCUUAUUCCCAAGUUUGUGAAAUUUCUAAUUCUGUGGCAGCUGUGUAGGGUUAUCUUCCCAGCACCCAUUUGAUGUUUUUAUGACCUUUUAAAAUUUCAGUGUCAGCAGUUUUAUUGGAGGAGGCGAUUUGGCCCAUUGCUACUAACAGUUUAUGGACGAGGCUCCAAAUCCCCUUUUAUUUCCAGACUCUUACUCAUGCAUGUUGGUCUAUACAUGCUGCUGCUUUUCCCGAGGCACAUUCAGACAAGAACUUCUAGGGAGGAACGUAGUUACAUGAGUAAAUGUAGACCCUUAUUUUGAAACAGGACUCAAGGACAAAAAGCCAGUUACAGACUUCACAGGGGUUGUCGCCAUAGCUCUGCUGGUAGAGUGCUUCCUAUACACAAGGCCCUGGGUUUGUCCCCAGAGCUACAGAGACUGGAUAUUGUAGUGCAUGCCUGUAAUCCCAACAGUCCAGAAGUGGAGGCAGGAUGAUGAUAAGUUCAAGGUCAGCCUGGGCUAUACAAGACCUUACUUCAAAAAAGAAUGGAAGCAUGGUUUUAUCUUAGCUAGUGGGAGGCCGGGGCAGGAAGAUGGCUUGAAGCCAGAGUUUGAGGACAGCAUUGCAAGGCAACACACCUGUCCUCAAAAUUCAAACACCCGAACCAAAAUUUGAGUCAGGGAGGAGAGGUUGAGGAGAUGAAGGCCAGGGGAUGUAGGCUUCAUGUCCUAGGAAGAUUUGCUGUGCUGCCUGUUGCCCCAGUAUCUGGACACCCCUGGGCCCCAGCAUGAGCUUACACUGAAAGCAGCGUGUGCCGCCAGUGUGAAUAGCAGCGUGGGCCUCCCUCAGAGCUGGCGUUUGAUGCGCGUGCCCACCUGGACACCUGCCAGAUAGUCUCUAAAGCAAAGUCGACUUUUCUUACCUAUUUGAAAGGUUUAGCUGAUCUUGUUAAAAGACAGAGGACGCCAGCAAAGGUCCUUGGUUCUCUGUGUGACAAGCGUGGCACACUUCAGAGACUUUAAAACAACAAAUGUUUUCAUGUGCAUUUAUGAAAUGCGUACGAAAUGAGGUGAACUCUUAAAACAGGCAGUUAAAAGUGAGUAAAAAAUGUGACUCAUUACCCAAAUCAGCACACUGGGAACAUGUUAACAAAGACAGCUCGAGUGCUGCAGAGGGCUACCCAGACAGGACAGAAUUCUGUGGACUCAUACUGGACUCACACUGGGGAACACUGACUCCUAUAUAGAAAUUUCCCACUUUAGUGCCAGUCAGUUUCUUUGUUUGAUCAGCAUAACCAAACCCAUUCGUGUUUUAAUGCAUUUUUUUUUUUGCCUUAAUUUCAUACCCUGAGUCUUCAUGGUAAAUAUGCACUAUUCAACACACAAACAUUUUCCUCCUUGUAAGACUGUUGCAUGAGUUAACCCCAGCGCUGAGCUGGGCCUCGUGGAGAAGCUCCAUAGAUCUUAAAGACGUUAUCCCCUUAGCAGUGAGUGACCAUGUGGUGCAACUGUUAGCUCCAGGGACGGGAGUGAUGUCUUUUCAAGCUAGAAAUGACAUUUUGUCAAUAUGCAUUUAUUACAAUUGGUGCUUAGGUUAGGCUGCAUCCUGAGGCCUACUGUAUGAAUAUUUUGUACAAAAACACAAAGGGACAGAAGUUACCUGUGGUUGGAGAACUAACUUGACAAUCAUUUGGGCUCUGAAUUCAGGCACAGUGGCUUAACGUCAAGGCCGUAGCCGUGGGCACAACGUCAGGUUCAAGUGUCUUUAAGGGAUGUAACCAGCAUCAGCUUAGCCCUCUUCCACAAGGAAGGUUCAUUUGCAUUUUGAGAGACACUGCAUCCCUGUUAGUCUCGACUUGUCUUUAGUAUGAAAGGCUUAGAGCAAUCCGCAUCGUGAAUCUAUAGUCCCCUUAUUCCCCGAUUCCUUUUCUUCCCAUAGUGCUGGGACAGUACCCAGGGUCUUGAAGAUGCUGAGCAAGUGCUUUGCCGCGGAGCUACAGCUCUGCCCCGGCCAUCUCUUUAAGCUUGUGUGUUUUAAAAACAUCCCUUGCUGUAGGAUGCAAAGCAGAGGAGAGGCGUGGUGACCACCCUUCCCUGCCACACUGGUGGAAGAGACCCCUUGAAAAACGGGCCCUGCUAAAUGCAGUUGCUGUACAGGGGGCAUGAAAGAGCCCUUUAAGCAAUGUAUGCCAGUGGCCUCGGAGUCAUCACCAUUACCAGGAAAUGGUCACAGCUUCUAGCUUGUGGAUACUCUCCAACAAGAGUAAAAAUGUUGCUUGCACAGCUGGCAAAUGAAGACAAUUAUACUAGGUAAAAUAUAUUUAUUUUUCUUUUAAUUGAGUAAACCCUAAAAAGCUUUUAGCACACUAGAGAGUAAAAAUACAAAGUUUUCUUCAACACAUGCUGGGGGCCAAAUAGUUGUUUUUUUUAGGCAGUUAAAAGCAGGGCAGCAUGGUGGCACACACCUGUGGUCCUAGCACCCUGGAGCAGAGGCAGGGACCCAACGCCCAGGCCUGACUGGGCUGUACAAGACUUGAGAGCUGGGGUUGUGACUCAGUGGUAGUGUUUGUCCCACAAACACCAGGUGGUGGUGUCAAUCCCCCGCACUGUGAAAGAUAAAUAAAAAAUUUAAGCUCAGAAAGCAGGUUGGGAAUAUUCAGUGAUCUUGUUGAGACGCUCAAGACCAUUUCUUUAGUUCUACUUUGCCAAAGUGUAGACAGCUCUUCCCUGUCCGUGUUACACAAUGACCAGUUUACCCUGGAUUGGAAGACAGUGCCUGCUCUGUUUAGAGACUGGUACCUUCCCUGAACUUUGUGCACUCUGGCGCUCAGAACUCUGGUGUGGAUUCAGGCAUCUCCCGAACCAGACCAAAUUAGGAAGUGUCGAAGCAAGCUGUUGGGAGUGCUGGUCUGGCGGCCUGAAGCUCAUGGCAUCAAAGGGAGAGCCCUGCCUUUACAUUCAGGAUUGCAGUCUAAGCUAGACUGUCUCUCCAGCCAGUAGAGCCUUUCUCACUGGGCACACGUAGCACUGCCUGUGCACAAAUGCUCAUUCACUGGGCAGCCCUGGGUCGACCACAGGAGACCGAUGCCCUCACUUUCAGCAGAGACAGCACAUGCUAGACAGGGCAGCCUGCAGCCCAUAGGCUUCGGGAGUGUGGCUAAGAUCAGGGCAUACUAAAUUGGAAGUGGUGUGGAGCUUUUGAGGCCACUUCCUUUGGUGAUCGGUCGUUCCUGCUGGCUUUGUAGGCCUGUGACUCUCUGAGCUCCAUCUCAGGGUUUUUUAAUCUUCUUGGGAAGAGAGAAUGUAGGUAUUGAAAGAAUGAUUCAGGCAAAGAAUUUAAAGAUGUAUAUAUUAUGAAGAAUUUUAAGGGUAACAGAUUACUAUUUACUUACUAAAGAACAGACAAAGUCUGGGAAUCCCAGAACACCAAGCCAAAGGUCAAAGAAACCAUCUUUCAAAAAGUUUUAACACUGAAAAGUUAUGUCAAGGAGACCAAUGUCUGAAAAGGUUUGACUGGCCUCCAGCUUCCAAUUAUUUUUUAAAAGAACAAUUUACUAGGGCCAGGGAUGUAGCUCAGUUGGUGACACACUUGUUCAGCACACGCAAGUCCCUGGAUGUCCCCAGUGCUGGGGGGGGGGGAACAUUUACUACUAAAUCCUUACGGGUCCCACAGGGAGAGGAAAGGGAAACAGAUGUACCGGCUCUUCUCCCUAGGGUUCUCUUCUGAAACAGAGCACAGAGUCCAGGCAAGCACUUGGCACCGCAGAGUCUAAAGAUUGCACUCCUACUAGUUCCCAUGCAGAUGCAGCCCCUGUCUGUGCCUUCAGCACGCAUUUAGUCUUGGACAAAUAAGACUCCCCAGGAAUGACUCGUAACUGUACUAUGGUUUCAGCUUUAUGUAGACACACACAUUCCGGCUGUAGUUCUGAUAAGGAGACGCCACUGCAAUGCUGGCCCCAGGCGGCCUGUGAUGCUUUCACUGCUCAGAGGAGGCCAGGCAGGCUAAGGUAUGACCCAACCCUUCCCCGUGAGGCGUCUUCAUUCAUAGAGGGUCGGGAUGCCACUCUGCAUGCCUGCCUUCUCGUGGUACCUAACACGCUGAACGAGAGCGCUGCCCCUUCCCCGAGUAGCCGAUUCUAUAUUCGGGAAUAAUUUUCAUGAAUACUUUUCAAAUGGUCACAAGCAUCUGGACUAGCCGUGUCUGAUCCCAGUACAGGGCAGUGUGUGGGUCGCACCUGCAGCCUCAGCCUCGUCCUUGGCAGGGCUCAGACACUCGGUUCCGUCUCCAGGCAGCUUUCCAGGGUUGCCGUUAGCGAGUCCGUGUCUGCCAGUAGAUACCCACUGUACUAACGUGCCAAGCGUUCCUUGCACCUCUGCUUCCACUGUAUCCCCUCCUCCCUGUGCCCCAGAGUGCGUGAGGAGCCCCUCACUGGGGGGGGGGCGUGCACACCACACUGACUCCUGUUUUCAGGGCCGUGUUGUGUGGAGUAAUCAUCCUCAUAGAUUUUAUACACAUAGUAAUUCUCCUUUUUAUAUGUCAGGUAAAUAUUUGUAAAAGUUAUACUCACACAAAAGAAAUUAUUAUGAUAAUUACUAAUAUAUUUUUUUCCAUGUUUCAUUGCCUGAAUAAAAACUGUUUACCACUGGUAAA